Messenger RNA from Protopolystoma xenopodis, 1086 nucleotides. The record is from the annotation of a GenBank genome assembly. Lineage: Eukaryota; Metazoa; Platyhelminthes; Monogenea; Polystomatidea; Polystomatidae.
GCACAGAGGGCUGGUCAGCUCCUGAACAAUUCUGGCGCUUCGAAACAUUCUCAUUCAGUGCCAUCGCCUGGCUUGACUUUUUUCUCUGUGCGAAUCCACUUCCAAACGUAUGCUCAUUCCUGCUCAGGCCUGGUUCGAACUCCGUCCGGACGUGUUGUUCAUCCGAACCUAAUUGACAACGGGGAUGGCACCGUGACUGCUCAGUUCCAGCCCAGCGAGCCUGGCCUUCAUGACCUCGAGGUCACCUACAACGGCCAACCGAUCCCUGGCAGCCCGUUCCGCUUCUACGUCGAGGCGCUCGGCUCCGGCCGGGUCACGGCUUAUGGGCCCGGCCUGUCGUACGGACGUUCUGGAGAGAUGGCCGAGUUCACAUUGGUUACUCGAGACGCGGGCGCAGGUACGUGGUUUACUGGCACAGUCUUGGGCCCUGAUGGUCUAGGGAAUUUAAUAACUGAAUUUAAGGUCUUGGUCAGCAUCACCAAUUCAGAGGGGAUUACGCCUGAAGAGAUGACCUCAGCAUUACCUUGCCCCACCUACAAAGACCUUUGGACGGACCGCCUAUCUGAGCCUACCGCAAGGCAUCCAAAGUUUCAACGGGUGUUUUCCGAGGCCUUCGCUCCAAUCAUGCCACAGGCGACUCCUCUAUACUCCCCAAGUGGGCUCUCAUUGGCCGUUGAGGGUCCUUCGAAAGCCGACAUCCAAUGUCACGACAAUCGCAACGGCACUUGUAGUGUCUCCUACCUUCCAGUUGCCCCGGGUGACUAUAUCAUAUCUAUCAAGUUCAUGGAACAGCAUAUUCCGGGAUCACCCUUCUCAGCUCAUAUUGCCGGAUUACUUUAUCUCAGCGAUAUUUUUUCUCUGUUUUAUUAUUCUGCUGCCCAUUGUCGAUCGCUUGGUACAUGUCCAGGGGAUCCACGAAGUUUCAGCCAGGUCUGUGUGGGUACAACGAGUGAGGUACCGCUGAGGAUCUCGGAGACAGACAUUUACAAUCUGACCGCAAGUGUACGGAGCCCCUCAGGCCGAGAACAGCCCUCCCUGCUUAAGCGAAUGCCAAACGGGCAUCUUGGUAGGUUCAUUCAACCCUAA